UCACCUCCCUCUCCCAUUUCCCUGCCUGAUGCCAAGCUAAUGCCUCCCCUGGGCCGCUCUGGAGGUGGCCCUGGAGGCCUUUCCAGACCUCUUUAUUAGUGUUGACUGCAGCUGAGGCUUGGGCAGGGAUGUGGCAGGGAUAAAGGGGGUUCCUGGCCAGGCAAGACCCGUGCCUGCUCACCUGAGUGAGGUCAUGGCUCCCCGCGGCCACUUAGGGCUCAGGGUGUUCCUACCUGGCCUUGCCCUGCUGGGGUGCAGCACUGUCACAAGGUGUCCCCGGCCACACACAGGACUCUGGCCGCUGCCAGGCGUCUCCCGUGGUGCAGCCAUGAUUGGUUUAAAGUCUGCACAUAAUCACCCACCUGGCUGUGGGGCUCAUAAAACCUGCUGCAAAUUAGACAUCUACACCACUCUCACGGCUGCCACACCGCUGCCUCUGCCCUCUGCUUGGCACCAUGGGCACCACUUCUUUCUUGAGGAGGGCCCAGGCUCUGCUCCGCAUCCGGAACCAGCUGGUGCGGGAGUGCCUGGCUGAGGUGCUGGCCACCUUCGUCAUGAUGACAAUCACCCUGGGCAGUGCUGCACAGAAGAUCGCCUUCCUUCAGACCAAGGGGAAUAUCAUCACCAGCUACCUGGGAGGUGCCCUGGGUGUCAUGGCAGGCAUCUACACAGCAGGGGGAAUCUCUGGGGCCCACAUGAACCCGGCGUUCUCCUUAGCCAUGUGCCUGAUAGAGCAGUUCCCCUGGUGGAAGUUUCCCAUCUUUGUGGUUGUGCAGAUCUUGGGAUCUUUCAUAUCUGCUGGAGCUGUUUACAUCCUCUACUAUGAUGCCAUCUGGCACCAUAGCAAUGGGACCCUUACUGUCUCUGGCCCCCAAGAAACUGCCUCCAUCUUUGCCACUUACCCUGCUGACUUUGUGUCUGUUGGCAAUGGCUUCUUGGACCAGGUGAUCGGCACAGGGGUGCUGAUAGUGGUUGUCAUGGGCAUCAUGGACCCCCGCAACAAGCCCGUCCCCAAGGGCCUGGAACCAGUGGUUGUGGCUCUCUUGGUGCUCUCCAUUGAGUGCUCCAUGGGGGCCAACUGUGGCUGCCCCCUGAACCCUGCACGGGACAUCGGGCCCCGGCUCUUCACCUAUCUGGCAGGUUGGGGCCCAGAGGUCUUCAGGUGGGUAGAGGGAAGGGGGCGAGGUGGGGACGGCGAGGUAGGGAUGAUCCUGAGCCUUCCCUGUCCCAUCCUCAGCAGGGGCAAUGGGUGGUGGUGGGUGCCACUGGUAGCACCGCUGCUGGGGGCCGCCGUGGGCACGUACCUGUACCAGCUCUUCGUGGCUUUCCACUACCCGGAGGAGGACAGCAAAGUCCUGGCAGAGCAGGGCUCCAUCGUUUUGGUCAACACCGCCAUCGACGCAGAUAUUGAGAUGUCACCCAAGGAAAAGGACGCUGCCAAGUAUCCCCCACCACCGAGCGCCAGCAGCACAGUGUCCCCCACAGCCGCUGUCACACCAUUAAAAGAGUCCUGAGGGCACGGGGUGUCUUGUCUGUGGACAUGGGGGGGCAGGGAUAUGGUGGAAGGCCAGCCAGGCCUGGCUGCAGGGGGACCCCAUCCCGGGGGACACGAGCUGCCAGCGUGGGGACCCCAUCCUGGGGGACA
Molecule: messenger RNA, 1645 nt
Organism: Motacilla alba alba
Lineage: Eukaryota; Metazoa; Chordata; Aves; Passeriformes; Motacillidae
Gene: AQP10
Product: aquaporin 10
Exons: 5
Coding region: 456-1514 (352 amino acids)
Biological process (GO): glycerol transmembrane transport; water transport
Cellular component (GO): plasma membrane; basolateral plasma membrane
Molecular function (GO): water channel activity; glycerol channel activity; urea transmembrane transporter activity
Source: RefSeq, a predicted model, not a curated record